Drosophila yakuba is the source of this 1414-nucleotide messenger RNA. RefSeq lists its product as uncharacterized. Lineage: Eukaryota; Metazoa; Arthropoda; Insecta; Diptera; Drosophilidae. The transcript is spliced from 2 exons. The record is from RefSeq and is a predicted model, not a curated record. The coding region runs from base 598 to 1320 and encodes 240 amino acids.
UUUCCUGCAGCUUUGAACUUGCACUUUUACGGGCAAUGAGUCGAAACAAUCGAAACGGGUUCACACAUUCGUCCCCAAAGCUGCGGAAAUAAUUGUGUGGGUCAAUGCACUGGCACCGCGCAGCUCUUGGACCGCCCGACUUUUCCCUGGCCACUGCCUGAAAUUGGACAAUUUCGACGACUUGGCAGGAGGCAAUCGCUCGCUUGGACUCAUUAUGAGUGGCAAACGGUUCGUCUCUGGCGGUUCCAGUUUGUUCAACUCCAGCAUCGGUAUCACCAUUGCUGUUACAUUAACAUUAUUAUGCGCUCGGGCAUGUGCAUACAUGUGCAGUCUAGUUUGGCUCGUUACAUAUUUAUUUCUUGUGUGGGAAACUAGUUUUCUCCCAGCCAACCAGAGUCCGUGCAGGUUUUUGUUGGCCAUUGAUGGCGGAGACUUCCGAGCUUCCGUUUCGAGUACGUUGCGCCAGUAUAAAUGAAUUGGCCUGCUCCAAGGAGGCCUCACAUCGUUUCAGAUCUAAGAAAGUGAAGGUGGUUGAUUCGGAGCACUGCCUAUGAAGAGCAGAAAGUAAUUCGUUCAGAGCUAUUGCAAUAAUUGGACAUGAAUGGUUUACUGGUUUUAUUGUUGUGCGCCUUUUGCUGCAGCGUGGUCGCCAAGCCCCCGGCAGCUCGGCGGGCACAGCUGCAUGACGAUGUCCAGCUCAUCCAUCCACACAUCAUCACUAUAGAGCGUUUAGAGAGCCUACUCCGGCGUGCUGGGGAAAUCUUUGCCCCGGCUCUAGAGGAAGAUGCCAUGGCGGAGGCCAGCAGUCAGGUGCAGGAGCAAGUGCAGCCCCCACAGCGAAUGUUGCCGCCAACGGAGCAACCGUAUAACUUCUAUUUACCGCUCUACGACUUCGUGGAACCCAAGCUGGAUGCCAAGAGCCGAAUGCUGGAGAAGAUUGCUCCUCCGCCGCAGAAGGCGGAACACAACUACUACGCGGAAAAGCCAAAAAAGAAGCCAAAGAAGUUUAACGCAGCCAACAAGCACAUCAACCUCAAUCUCAAGUGGCUCAACACCUACGAGAGGGCCAUGGGAGGCGCAACUGCGCCCAAGGCCAUGUAUCUGGAGCAGGACGAGCGCAACCGAAUAAACUUUGACGACUCUUUCUUCGCGGUGGACAUGCAGGUAAAGAUUCCGGACAACCAACCUCACAAGGAGUCCGCUGCGCCCACAGAGCUCUUGCAGCAUGGUGAAGAGCAGGCCGAGGAAGAUUUGAUGGCGGCUCCUGCGCAGUUAGCCUUUAACUACAAGUCUCCAGUCCAGGAUGAACCUCGAACAUAGAUUGGUUUUUUUGUUUGUAUAGGUUUUAGUCAGUUAUAUAAAAAUGCUACAAUAAAUGCACUCAGAGCGAGUAAAGUCCAGGAUACAAAUUCGA